Messenger RNA from Candidula unifasciata, 1017 nucleotides. The record is from the annotation of a GenBank genome assembly. NCBI's taxonomy places the organism in Eukaryota, Metazoa, Mollusca, Gastropoda, Stylommatophora, Geomitridae.
AUGCGGUUUGUCGAAUUACUGCGGUUGUGUUAUUCCUGCGACAUUAGAGUUCAUGCGGUUGUCGAAUUACUGCGGUUGUGUUAUUCCUGCGACAUUAGAGUUCAUGCGGUUGUCGAAUUACUGCGGUUGUGUUAUUCCUGCGACAUUAGAGUUCAUGCGGUUGUCGAAUUACUGCGGUUGUGUUAUUCCUGCGACAUUAGAGUUAAUGCGGUUGUCGAAUUACUGCGGUUGUGUUAUUCCUGCGACAUUAGAGUUCAUGCGGUUGUCGAAUUACUGCGGUUGUGUUAUUCCUGCGACAUUAGAGUUCAUGCGGUUGUCGAAUUACUGCGGUUGUGUUAUUCUUGCGACAUUAGAGUUCAUGCGGUUGUCGAAUUACUGCGGUUGUGUUAUUCCUGCGACAUUAGAGUUCAUGCGGUUGUCGAAUUACUGCGGUUGUGUUAUUCCUGCGACAUUAGAGUUCAUGCGGUUGUCGAAUUACUGCGGUUGUGUUAUUCCUGCGACAUUAGAGUUCAUGCGGUUGUCGAAUUACUGCGGCUGUGUUAUUCCUGCGACAUUAGAGUUCAUGCGGUUGUCGAAUUACUGCGGUUGUGUUAUUCCUGCGACAUUAGAGUUCAUGCGGUUGUCGAAUUACUGCGGUUGUGUUAUUCCUGCGACAUUAGAGUUCAUGCGGUUGUCGAAUUACUGCGGUUGUGUUAUUCCUGCGACAUUAGAGUUCAUGCGGUUGUCGAAUUACUGCGGUUGUGUUAUUCCUGCGACAUUAGAGUUCAUGUGGUUGUCGAAUUACUGCGGUUGUGUUAUUCCUGCGACAUUAGAGUUCAUGCGGUUGUCGAAUUACUGCGGUUGUGUUAUUCCUGCGACAUUAGAGUUCAUGCGGUUGUCGAAUUACUGCGGUUGUGUUAUUCCUGCGACAUUAGAGUUCAUGCGGUUGUCGAAUUACUGCGGUUGUGUUAUUCCUGCGACAUUAGAGUUCAUGCGGUUGUCGAAUUACUGCGGUUGUGUUAUUCCCUGCGACAUUAG